UUUAAUUCGGGGAAUUACACACAAAUAUUUGCUAUAAAUAGAAGCGUAUUUAAUAUAAUUGAAACGUCGUGCUAUAAAUGAUCAAGAAUAUUUAUGUUAGUUUUCAGUAACUGAUUUGAAUUGAAUUUAUUCGUUGAUCGUCUUCCAAAGAAAAUAAAACCUCUAUUUUUACCACCAUGGAGAAUGCCAGUAAUAUCGCCAAUAAAUCUCUUCACAAAUAUCCACAAGUUAAAAAUUUUCUAGAAAUCUUAACCAGGAAUAGUGUUAUUGAAACCAAAAAGGUGGGACGUGCAUUCGAUUAUCCUGCAGGCAUAAUAAAAAACAAACUUUUCAGCAAUUAUGGCAUAUUUAUGGAUUAUUUUAUACGUAAAGUACUCUCCAAUCAAUAUCAAAUACCACUAACCGAUGAUGUUACCGAACUAGUACUAAAAGAACCGGAUACUUACUUUAAGGAUGGUGCCAAAAAUUCCUACUUAUCAAAAGCAAUAUCAAAUCAUUAUGAAAUUUUUAAAGAUUCCAAAACUCAAGCAAUGGACAUUCUAAAAAGCAUUAAAUUGGUUUCUUUAACAUAUACCUUAUCCUUUCACGAUCCCCUACCAAAAGCAGAAGUCGAAAGUGACAACGAAAGUCUGCAAGAGAUCAUAAAAUAUUUUAAAAAUCUUCCUUAUUCCCAUGUCGAAAUGAAGGCAUCGACCAACUGUAAAUACUUUGAGGGAAAUGCUGAUUUAAUAUUUGAUCAAGAAGUAUUGUAUGAAAUAAAAACUUCUAAAUAUUCAUCACUUUCUCGUAACCAUAAAAAUAUCCAUGUGACAAAUUUCUAUAAAUUGAUUUUAUAUGGUUUUGGUUAUUAUAAGAAAACGGGUAAAAUUAUUAAAUGUUUUAAGAUCUAUAAUCCUUUGCUGGGUCAUGAACAUACCCUUAAACUUGAUGAUAUUGAUAUGAAACAUUUUGAGCAAGUUUUAAGUAAGAUGUAGAAAAUAAUAUCUUUACUUUUUUAUUGUUAUAUUAUAGAUUAUUUCAGUUUAUAAACUUUUUAUGCCAUUCUAAUAAAAAUGUUUUAAAACUA
Molecule: messenger RNA, 1066 nt
Organism: Lucilia sericata (common green bottle fly)
Lineage: Eukaryota; Metazoa; Arthropoda; Insecta; Diptera; Calliphoridae
Exons: 2
Coding region: 177-974 (265 amino acids)
Source: RefSeq, a predicted model, not a curated record